Messenger RNA from Rhododendron vialii, 1066 nucleotides. RefSeq lists its product as uncharacterized. The coding region runs from base 79 to 462 and encodes 127 amino acids. The transcript has 3 exons. Lineage: Eukaryota; Viridiplantae; Streptophyta; Magnoliopsida; Ericales; Ericaceae. The record is from RefSeq and is a predicted model, not a curated record.
CACUACUGCUUUCACCGUCUUCUUCGUCCCGCCCCAAAUACACAGUUUCGAGCUUUGGAACCUAAACCCCACUCAACGAUGGCUUCCUCAAUCGCCCUGAGAAGAGCCACCGCCACCGCGUUCGGCCGCAUCCUGCUGAAAGCCACUUCUGCCGUCAUCACUCCUUCCGCCUACACUCGCUCCUUCGCCACCAACCCCGACAACAUGACGUCCUCUCCCACCGACGACGACGACGACGACGUCCCCAAGUACCCUAGCCUGGUAAUGAUUUACGACUAUUGCCGACUCUAUCUGAAAAAUUAUUGUCUCUUCUCGUCAAAACUCGCUCUCGGCUCAACCCGACGUCCUAUUCCACCGCCUCCGACGAUGACGCGGACAACAUCCCUGUUGUUAUUCAAGUUGAUCAGAAAUAUAAGACACUGUUUAAGGUGGAAAACCCGUUCCAAACGGACGGGCCUUUAAAGCAAGUGGAGAUGGACUAGGUAAGGGAUGGUACACUGGUAAGGAUGACAAUGCCUGGUGUGGGUCAAGAUGGAUUGAAGGUCUGGGUUAUGGAUAACUCCAUGUUUUUUUCGGGAGAGGGCGAGAUCGAGCUCCUAGGCAAGGAUAGCGGGAGAAGUUACAACGGAAGCAUUGAAUUUGACCCAAAGUUUAACAGGGCUGCUGGGGUCAAGGCCGACAUUGCCAACGGUGUUUUAAGACUGUUGGUUCCGUAUGCUAAGGGUGGAGAGAAGAAGAAGGACGGGUAUGAACGUGUGGUGAAUUUAUAGUUCUCCCACAUUUGAAUCUGUAAAGUUUUGGUUCGUUAAGAGCACGUCCUUAAGUAUGGACCUUUUCAGGGUGUUGGGCUAUUGCUGUCUCAAUGGGUCUGAGAUGAAGUAGGAUUACAUUAGUCACUUAGGAUUUCGAACUUGGUUUUAGGGAUGGUAUUUCCCGAUGUUGAACUGCUUAAUUGUAUUACUAUAAGUCAUUUUCAAUCCUACUUGAUGGAAGUGGGAAUUUUGAUUUUGCACACUCCGAAUUUCAAUUUCUCCCGCAUUUGCAUUUGCUAAGUUUUCGAGUAGUU